GUUGCAUGAUCGAUUCAAACGCGACGCGUCUCCAAAAAAAUUUUACGAAUUUUUUUUACUUUUCGACCAAAAAAAUAAAAAUUUGCUGAAAAACGCGAAAACCGCAAAAAUCGAUUUUUUCACUCCUUUCCUCCACUUUUUUCACAUCACCCUCUCCCCCCCAAACACCUCUGUCCAUUGCCACCAUCAGCCCAUUGGACUUUUGCACGCUCCAACUCAACUACUCAUCAACUACCACCACCACUGCUAUACAACACACAGCACAGCACAGCACAACCAUGUCCGACUCGGCUGAUUCGUCUGACUCUGAAGUCUAUAUCCCUCGCGACCCUGUUGUGCCUCUUCCCGUCACUGGACCUCGCGAGCGCAAAAAAGUCGAACGUUUCGCUGUCCCUACCACCGAGAGAGUCGAAAAACCCAUUGUUAUUCCCGAGGGCAAAGGUAUCAAGCUCGGUGAGAUCCUAACAGUGAGUGCCAACUUGGACAGAUUGAAGGCGAUCGAUGAGACGGCUCGUGGACUCCAUCGCUUUUUGUUCGGCAAGAACGGCGUUCCCAAGACCCUUAAGGCUAAUCUGCGCGAGUUCAAUGGAUUUGCUGACAUGACAGAAAAAGAAGAAGAGGCCGCAGAAGAGAAACUUGGAAAGUGGACAGUCAAUGGUCUUCGCGAGCUCAUCGAUAUCUUCAACCUUGAGACUGGCGGCGACAAGGAUGCGGUGAUUGAGCGUUUGAUGGUGUUCUUGAAGAAACCUGAAGAUUCUGGACUUGUACCUCGUGUACAAAAGAUUGCACUGGAGGCUAAGGAGAGGAAAGCUAAGAAGCUCGAGCUCAAGAAGGCCAAACUGGCAGUUAAAGCCGAGAAGGCCGCAGCUCUCAAGAAGAAGAAGGCCGAGGCCAAGAAGCUGCUGGCGCAAAAGAAUGCCGAAGCCAAAAAGAACACAAAUCCCAAAAAGUCGAGCACCGAUCCCGCCAAGGUGCUGAAGGUUCGAUCCGCAUUCGAUAUGUACGUCAAAGAACACCAAAAGACGAUCAAGGAGGCACAUCCAGAUGCUUCGCGUGCAGACAUUUACAAGAAGCUGGUCGACAAGUGGGAAGCUGUCAAGGAAUCUGAGAAGACCGAGUACCAGACGAAGGCCGAUGUAGAGAAUGCAAAGAAUGAGAAGAAGAGGGAGGAGGCCAUCAAGGAGGCGAAGAAGAAAGCCAGGGAAACAAAGAGGGUUGAGAAGGAGAGCGCGGGCGCAAAAGAAACCAAAGUCAAAGCCAAUGCCAAGAAAGAGAAGCCUGCUAAGGCUGCUGAGGAGAAGGAGCCAAAGGAGAAGAAGAAGAGAGCCGCCACUGUCGCAGAAGCGAAGACUUCUAAGACACCCAAGGUUAAAACAGCCAAGACUACAACUUCAGAGGACAAGGGAUCUGCAGUUGAAAAGAAGAUCAAGGCUACUAAGGAGAAGGUGGAAGCGGCUGAGAAGGUACCCAAAGAGAAGGCACCAAAAGAGGAGAAGGUAGAGACAUUAACAACGACCAAGAAACAGGAUGCGAAGGAGAAAUCAACGCCCAAGGAAAAGAAGGAGAAGAAGGAAGCCUCUGCCUCCAAGGAAUCCAAGGGCGAUGCCAAGCCUAAGGCCGCGAAGAACGCUGCUCCCAAGACCAAGCCCAUAGAGAGCAAGGUAAGAAACCUUUCGCCAAAUGCAUAGAGUUGGUUUAGUAUCUCUAUUCUUUAUGAAGUUGGCUAAUGCUAAUACUUUCUCCGUAACGACAGGAGGUCGAUGAGUUGGCUGAUGAUUCUGACGAGGCAAAAACGGAGACGACGGCUGCCCCCGCUGCUGCUCCCAAGGAGAAGAAGGCUGGUAAGAAGACGGCUACUCCAAGUGAGGCUGCGCCCAAGGUCACCAAGGGAACCAAGGAGACUAAGGAGACCAAGGAGACCAAAAAGAGUAAGGAUGCAAAGGAUGCAAAGGAGGCCAAGGCGCCAAAGGGCAAGAAGGAAGCUGCUGCCAAACCCACUGCCGCCGCAAGCAAG
Molecule: messenger RNA, 2014 nt
Organism: Gamsiella multidivaricata
Lineage: Eukaryota; Fungi; Mortierellomycota; Mortierellomycetes; Mortierellales; Mortierellaceae
Exons: 7
Coding region: 279-1688 (469 amino acids)
Biological process (GO): chromatin organization; regulation of double-strand break repair
Cellular component (GO): nucleus
Molecular function (GO): histone binding; DNA binding
Source: RefSeq, a predicted model, not a curated record